CCUUAUUCUGCACCACCACCACCACCACCACCACCACCAAGCUUUACCAUCACGUUCUAUCGACAAUUAUCGCAAUGGCAGAAAAAGCUGCGCAGCCUGGAUUUGAUCCUCCUCCUCCUCCGCGAUGGGUGGUCUCGCUGAAUACCCCUUUAUCUCGACCGUCCAAGGCGGCGGCCAACAUCCCCGAUCCACCUGGGUUUUCCAGAGCUAAGCCUCAAACUCAAAAACAGCAACAACAGCAACACCAGGCCACCCCCUCUAAACCCAUCGAAACCGACGCUCUCAAGGUCAAGAAAGCCUGGGAAAUCGCCAUGGCCCCGUCAAAGCAACUCCCUAUGAACGCGAUCAUGAUGUACAUGUCCGGAAACAGUCUACAAAUCUUCAGUAUUAUGAUGGUGUUUAUGUUGUUUAAGGGUCCUAUCCAGGGUUUGAUUAAUACAAAUGCGGUGUUUGCCAAGUUCGACACGAAGGGGACGCAUAAGAAGUUGCUGGGUGUGAAAGCGGUUUAUGUGUUGAUGCAGUUUGGGUUGUUGGCGUUGGGUGUGUGGAAGGUUAAUGCUAUGGGACUUUUGCCGACUACGAGGUCGGAUUGGUUGGCUUGGGAGUCGGAACGGCAACCGCUGGAACGGGCCUAUUUUGCGUUUGGCUAGAUAGUGUGAAUAUUAUAUACCAUGUGUUGCGCAAGAUGUUGCACGUAGCAAGGUUCAUGACGGAAUGGAUAAGGUUUAGCAGAGACAGUUCUAUGCCUUGGCCUUCACACACGCAUUCAAAAAGACUUGGCAAAACUCCCAAACGUCCACAUACGUAUUGUACAGAGGAGCCGGUGCAACACGGAUG
Molecule: messenger RNA, 837 nt
Organism: Aspergillus ruber CBS 135680
Lineage: Eukaryota; Fungi; Ascomycota; Eurotiomycetes; Eurotiales; Aspergillaceae
Product: ER membrane protein complex subunit 4
Exons: 3
Coding region: 75-650 (191 amino acids)
Biological process (GO): protein folding in endoplasmic reticulum
Cellular component (GO): EMC complex
Source: RefSeq, a predicted model, not a curated record